This is a messenger RNA of Porites evermanni, 982 nucleotides long. The record is from the annotation of a GenBank genome assembly. Lineage: Eukaryota; Metazoa; Cnidaria; Anthozoa; Scleractinia; Poritidae.
AUGCUUUCUUUUUACUAUUUUGCAGACAUCAACGAGUGUGAGACUGGAAAGCAUCACUGCGACUCCAAUGCCUUCUGCAACAACACUAAAGGUUCUUAUAUUUGUACAUGCAAACCAAGAUAUACCGGAAACGGCGUUAACUGCACAGGUAAAAUAAGAAAGCGAAAACCCUCAGCUGAUAGCACUGAAUAACCUGAUAUGAAAGCAUUUCUAUUCAACAAAUGUUUUCGAGUUCCAUUAACUAAGGUGUAUGUUCAUCUUUAACUUAGUUCCAACAUGAUAGUAUGUGAUAGGCGGCUUGUUCAUCGUUGGCAUACUAACAGGCUCACUUAAGCGAGUUUGGGGGUUAUAUAUUAAGGCGACGAUUCAGCCGUCAGCGGGAGCUGGCGAAUUUGGCGAUAAGAAAAAGGCGAUUAAACGUUGAAAAAAAUAUUUGCAUAUUCGGCAACUAUCAAUAGCUGGAUUCGAGGUUUUUGUCACGGCUUAUUUCCUUUUUUUUUUCCAUGACUAUAUUUUGCUAUCUUCCGCAAAAAUCUCCUCGUGCGACUUUCUAUCAUUUUUGUCAAUUGACAUUUUGUUUUGUCCCUGUUGGAUAAGAUUUUGACACCUCUUAAGGGGUGAAAUUAAAACAAAAAAAGACUGAUUUAUCGUUCAUCUGGGGAUAGUCGUUACUUAGGUAUUCAUUAACGACGUUUUAAACUGCGUACUUCUAGUCUUCAUAUGUUAAUAGGCGAUUGUGUCGACUGUGGGUGGGCUAACAAAACUAAAGGAAGAAACAUUUGAACAGACGACUGAAGGAAUCAUUGAGCAAAAAUAUAUUCUUCUGAAUAAAUCAAUGCAUUCUUUUCACUAUUUUGCAGACAUCAACGAGUGUGAGACAGGAAAGCAUCACUGCGACUCCAAUGCUUUCUGUAACAACACUAAAGGCUUCUACAUUUGUACAUGCCAACCAGGAUAUACCGGAAACGGCGUUAACUGCUCA